AUAAUAAGAAACCGUUCUCCUUUGUAAUUGUAGGUCGGUUUUUGAAUAAAGUGACUUUUUUUAUUUAUUUAUUUGGUCUUUUUAAUAAAGAAAAAUCAGAAAAGGCUGAUCCGAACCCUAAAUUGAGCACAUCUAAGCGCAACCGUGAGCUAAGAGGGGAGAGAUCACUUACCGGCGGCGAAAAAUGCUAGGUGGAUUGUACGGAGAUCUACCUCCGCCGUCAGAUGAUGACAAACCGAGCGGAAACUCCUCCUCCGUCUGGUCCAGCAGUACGAAGAUGGCUCCACCGACACUCCGCAAACCACCAGCUUUUGCUCCGACGCAAACAAUCCUCAGACCUCAAAACAAGCCCAAGCCUAUCCCCUCCCAGUACAAACUUCCUCCUCCUCCUUCUUCUUCCUCCUCCCAGUCGAUGCUUACCGCGGCACCAUCGCAACCGGCAUUGGUUGGUCUGACCUCAUCGGUGAUUGAAGAGUACGAUCCAGCUAGACCCAACGACUACGAGGAAUACCGGAGGGAGAAGAAGCGGAAAGCCGUGGAAGCUGAGAUGAAGCGGGAGCUGGACAAGAGGCGACACGAGGAAGACGAGAAGCGAGAAAGAGAGCUGAGGGAGAAGGAGAGAGAAAGAGAUCGCGAUCAGCCUCCUCCUCCUCCUCCGCUGAAUAUCUCUGGGGAGGAAGCGUGGAAGAGACGCGCCGCCAUGAGUGGUGGCGGGGGGAAGCGAAGAUCAUCUUCUCCUCCGGCGGAGACGAGUGGGCAGAUGACGGCAGCGGAGAGGAUGAUGGCGAAGAUGGGAUGGAAGCAAGGACAAGGGCUUGGGAAGUCAGAGCAAGGGAUCACCACGCCCUUGAUGGCUAAGAAGACUGACCGUAGAGCUGGCGUCAUUGUGAAUGCUAGUGAGAACAAGGUCAAGAGUGUUAAUAUCAGUGGAGAACCAACCAGAGUCUUGCUUCUUACAAACAUGGUUGGACCAGGAGAAGUAGAUGAUGAGCUAGAAGAGGAGGUGGGAUCAGAGUGUGGCAAAUACGGAACAGUGACUCGUGUACUGAUAUUCGAGAUCACUGAAGCCAACUUCCCUACACACGAAGCAGUAAGAAUCUUUGUUCAGUUUUCAAGAUCCGAGGAAACAACUAAAGCCCUUGUGGACCUGGAUGGGAGAUUCUUUGGAGGCAGGACCGUGCGUGCAACUUUCUACGAUGAAGUGAAAUUCAGCAAGAACGAGUUGGCUCCAGUACCAGGUGAAAUCCCUGGCUAUUAAAAUUAGCGAACAACUCUCUCAAGGAUAGGAGGGAAGAAGAAGACACUGCUUGUUCUCUAUAAGAAUCUUUGAUAGAGUAGAGAUUGAUGUUUUUCUAGUAUUAUUUGUAAAGUACACUUGAGAUCAAGAAACGUUACCUUUCUCAUUCAAACACCGUUUCCCCGAUUAUUACUAGAUUGCUUAUUGCAGGAGGAGCACAUAGAAUUCGAUUUUUAUUAGUCACUUGACAUCAAAACUACAGUCUACUAAUUAGACUAAUCACGUCGGGUCAACCCGAUCCGAGCUAGUAAAAAUUGGGUGAUCAUGUUCUAUUGAAGCUUGGUCCAUAAAGCCUGCUUUUUUGGAGAAGAAUCUUAUUUUCGUAGCAGUAGGCCCAAAUUUGAUAUCAGGCAAAAAAGUGGUCAAGCUUUUACUGGGAGCAACAGAAAAAGGUUCUAUUCCAAACAAUUUUUUUUUGUCUGGUUAAAUAACUUUCAAUAGUAACAGAACAAUUGGAAAAUAAUCUGUUUGAUGAACAAAACAAAAGUUGACAGUUUAAGUAAUUAAUAUACUAAUAAAAUAAAUUAUUUAAAAUGUUUCAAAAAUUAAAAAGUGAUGUCAAAAAAAUAAAAUAUAUGGUUGAUUAAAUUGAUAUUUCCUUUGCACUCGUUUGAAUAUUUAAAUUUUUUUAUUUCUUUAACAAUUUAAUAAUGUAUGCAUCAUACAUAGAUAAUCCAUCAAUUACCCUAACUCCUCCAAAUCGUCAAAUAUAUUCUUCAAUUUCUCAACUCAUCAAAUGAUGUAACCUUUCGAUCGUUUUAGUUCUAACCAUCACACAACAACUCCACGAGAUCUGUUUCCAUUUACACCUAUAUGGGCCAUAUGAAUAAUACCAUAAUAUGAUUAUGUACUUUCAGUCUUUCACCAUUAUAUUUCUUCUUUCAAAAAAAUAUAUUAUUAUGUAUGUCAAUAAAUAUAAUCGUUUUGCAACUGUGAAAAACUUUGUCAUUCAAAGAUAUAAACAACGUCCACAUCAUUGUACGAAUUAAUUUGUCCAUUUUUAUUAAUCAUGUAUAUACACCGCUUUGAAGUUAAAAUCACAAUGUCUCAACAAACCUGCAGCAAACGGACCAUCCCUUAGCUUAGCUAUAUCAUAAAAAAAAAUCAAAAUUAUUGCUGGUUUUGGUGCUGCACAAAAUUCAAUGCCCUAAAGCCCUCAAUCAUCAACCCUACAUUUACAUUUUCAACAUCAUAUAAACACUUCAUUUUAAAGUUCAAACAUACAAAUUAUUUUGGACCUAUGAAACCCUCUUAUGUGCAUUUACACACUUUCACUGUCUUGGUAUCUCCCCUUCAUAAUAAUUACAACAACUACCAGAAAACACACAAACACAAAACGAAAGAAACAAGAGCAGUGAUAAGUGAACAAAGAAAGGAACUACAUGCAGAAACCUGAAACUAAAUUGAAUGGGUCAAAUCAACUAAAAUGAAAUCAAAUGGGUCAAACUGACAUUUAUCCAAUUAGAUAUCACUGCAUAACCCAGCAGUUCUUGUUACUGCUUACCCCAAAACUGAUGAAAUAGUAUUA
Molecule: messenger RNA, 2825 nt
Organism: Brassica rapa (field mustard)
Lineage: Eukaryota; Viridiplantae; Streptophyta; Magnoliopsida; Brassicales; Brassicaceae
Product: DNA-damage-repair/toleration protein DRT111, chloroplastic
Biological process (GO): mRNA cis splicing, via spliceosome
Cellular component (GO): precatalytic spliceosome
Molecular function (GO): RNA binding
Source: RefSeq, a predicted model, not a curated record